CCCAACAGUACGAUGGCAUUCGAGUAUAUCGAUAUAGAAGACCCCAUCUUCAAGGCUACAUGCCGUGAUCGUAACGAGGAAGACUAUGUGCUAGUGCGAUCCAACGAUUACGCUAACGUACCGAUCAAUCUCGCCGACUGGAUUCCGGAACCUGUCUGCCUAUCAAGACGAUUUGAGCGUAUCGCACAAACGAUCAAGAAUAUGGAAGUUCGACCGGAUGACGUUUGGAUUGUAACGUAUCCAAAAAGUGGAACCACCUGGACACAGGAGUUGAUCUGGCUGGUAUGCAACGGACUAGACUAUCAGACAGCAAAAGAUGUUUCAAUCGAUGCCCGAUUUCCCUUCAUUGACUUAUCCGGACUACGCGAUCUUCCAGAACCGGUUAAUCCACUGCGUGAUGCACUCGAGAUGCCUUCACCGCGCUUCAUCAAAUCACACCUACCGCCAGCUUUCCUACCGAAUGAACUCUGGACCGUCCAACCCAAACUAGUAUACGUACGCCGCAAUCCGAAAUCGGUCGCCGUCUCGUACUAUCAUCACUCCGUAUCCCUGCACUGUUACAAUGGCACCCUGGAACAGUUUGUCCGUUCGAUGAUUAACGAUCUAGUGUACUAUUCACCCUACCAUAAGCAUCUGAUCGAGUACAGUGAGUUGCGCUAUCCAAACAUGCUUUCACUGUGCUUCGAAGGCAUGAAACAGAACCUCGCUGGUGCAAUACGAGAAGUUUGUACGUUUUUCAACAAAUCUUAUACCGAUGAACAGAUUGAGCAGCUUGCCAACCAUCUGGAUUUUAAGCAAAUGCGACAAAAUGCAUCUGUCAAUCGGCGGCAGUGGAUUGAGUACAAUCUACAACAGACGAAAAGAACUGAUAAGCUUAACGAUAACGACAUGCAGUUCAUCCGACGGGGUGAAGCGGACGGAUGGAGGAAGGAACUUUCGCACGAACUAAUUGAGGCCGUAGAUCGCUGGACGUUGGAGACGGUUCCGAAGGAUAGCAAAUAUGCACCACUGUUUUAUUAA
This is a messenger RNA of Anopheles maculipalpis, 1020 nucleotides long. RefSeq names its product luciferin sulfotransferase-like. Gene Ontology annotation, molecular function: sulfotransferase activity. The transcript is spliced from 2 exons. The record is from RefSeq and is a predicted model, not a curated record. Gene Ontology annotation, biological process: sulfation. Gene Ontology annotation, cellular component: cytoplasm. NCBI's taxonomy places the organism in Eukaryota, Metazoa, Arthropoda, Insecta, Diptera, Culicidae. Bases 13 to 1020 code for a protein of 335 amino acids.